GAAAGCUGAACUGUUUUUCUUCCUGGGCAGGUUAAGAAGCCAUGGCUUAUCAAAGCUUCCUGCUGGAACCCAUCACCUGCCAUGCCUGGAACAAGGACAGAAGUCAACUUGCCAUCUCCCCCAAUAAUCACGAAGUUCAUAUCUACAAGAAAAAUGGUGCCAAGUGGGACAAAAUCCAUGAGCUGAAGGAACACAACGGGCAAGUGACAGGCAUCGACUGGGCCCCGGACAGCAACCGGAUUGUGAGCUGCGGGACAGACCGCAACGCCUACGUCUGGACCCUGAAGAACGACGUUUGGAAGCCAACCCUGGUCAUCCUCCGGAUCAAUCGUGCUGCCUGUUGUGUCAAGUGGUCCCCGAAAGAGAACAAGUUUGCUGUGGGCAGCGGUUCCAGGCGGAUCUCCAUCUGCUACUUUGAGCAAGAGAACGAUUGGUGGGUCUGUAAGCAUAUCAAGAAACCAAUUCGAUCAACAAUACUUAGUCUGGACUGGCACCCAAACAACGUCCUCCUGGCAGCUGGAUCCUGUGAUUUCAAAUGCAGGAUUUUCUCUGCCUACAUUAAGGAGGUUGAAGAGCGGCCAGCCCCUACCCCCUGGGGAUCCAAGAUGUCGUUUGGGGAGCUCAUGUUUGAGUCGAAGAGUAGUUGCAGCUGGGUCCACAGCAUCUGCUUUUCCGAGAGCGGGAACCGUUUGGCAUGGGUGGGCCAUGACAGCACCAUCUGCCUGGCUGAUGCCAACAAAAAAAUGGCUGUAGCCUGCCUUUCUACGGAGACUCUACCCCUCCUGGCUGUGACCUUCAUCACGGAGAAGAGUCUUGUAGCUGCAGGGCAUGACUGUUACCCAAUGCUGUUCAUGUACGACGAACAGCAGGGAGCGUUGAGCUUUGGAGGGAAACUGGACAUCCCCAAACAAAGUUCCCAGCGGGGACUCACAGCUCGUGAGCGCUUCCAGAACCUGGACAAAAAAGCCAGCUCUGAAACCAACAAUGCUUCUUUGGAUACAAUCCACAAAAAUAGUAUCAGCCAAAUCUCUGUGGUUGCUGGUGGAAAGGGCAAUUGCUCCAAGUUCUGCACCACCGGAAUGGAUGGUGGCAUGAGCCUAUGGGAUGUCAAGACCCUGGAGGCUGCAAUGAAGGGCCUCCACAUCAAAUAAGCAGACGUUUCUCCCUGCAUAAAAUCCAGCGAGCACAGAGAUUCCUGCCUUCCAAGGAAAUCGAACAAAGCUUAAUCCGUUCCUGCUGUCAAGAACCUUGAAAAGACAAUCCCACAUGCUACAAGCUCCAGACUUUCUUGAGGCCUUUUGGGCAGAAACCCAGAGGGUGAAAAAAUAAAGUACAUGCAAUUAAAAACAAA
Molecule: messenger RNA, 1351 nt
Organism: Python bivittatus (Burmese python)
Lineage: Eukaryota; Metazoa; Chordata; Lepidosauria; Squamata; Pythonidae
Source: RefSeq, a predicted model, not a curated record